AUGCACAACCCCUCGAAUGGCACACAGUUGGUGUUCAGGCGAGAGGCUGAGGUGCGGUUUGACUGGUACCCGCGGCACGCGGUGACCAAGGUGUUGGGGGAGAUUGACAAUCGUGCGGGCAUUUCAUCGGAAAUCAAGAGUCUGCUGGAAACCUGGAAGGUGCCGGUGGAGGGCAAUCCAUUUGCCCAGCCUAGGCAGCCAGACACAG
This is a messenger RNA of Sphaeroforma arctica JP610, 208 nucleotides long. RefSeq lists its product as hypothetical. The record is from RefSeq and is a predicted model, not a curated record. The transcript has a single exon. NCBI's taxonomy places the organism in Eukaryota, Ichthyosporea, Ichthyophonida. The annotation marks the transcript as partial.